Messenger RNA from Hyaloperonospora brassicae, 1695 nucleotides. The record is from the annotation of a GenBank genome assembly. Lineage: Eukaryota; Oomycota; Peronosporomycetes; Peronosporales; Peronosporaceae.
AUGUUCCCAACUGCUCUGCGCGCGAGUUGCCGCGCCUCGCGCCCACGGGUCCCGAUCCUGUCGUCGUCGUCGUCGUUUACCCUGCGCCGCUUUGCGAACGCUCGCGCCGCGUCGCUUGGCCUUGAAAAGUUUGGCGUCACGAAUGCCAAGACGCAGGUGCACCACAACUUGAGCUACGAAGAGAUUGCCGUGCACGAGGAGAAGAACGGGGAAGGAGAGUUUGUGCGCAAUGGCACGUACACGAUCGACACGGGCAAGUUCACUGGCCGCUCGCCCAAGGACAAGUACAUUGUGGACCAGAAGCCGUCGACCGACAACAUUUGGUGGGGCGAGAUCAAUCGGCCCGUGAGCGCCGACGUGUUUGACGCGCUCUACGACACAGUCACCACGCACUAUAGCAAAGCGGACAAGGUGUACGUGUUUGACGGCUACGCUGGCGCGCACGCGGCGUCGCGCAAGAAAGUGCGCUUCCUCACCGAGUUGGCGUGGCAGCAUCACUUUGUGACCAAUAUGUUUCUGCGGCCGCAGACGCGGGACGAGAUUGCAGCGUUUGAGCCCGACUUUACCAUUGUCAACGCCUGCCGCGUGACGAAUCAGGACUACAAGCAGCACGGCCUGAACUCGGAGGUGUUUGUUGCGUUUAACAUUGAAAAGGACGUGGCCGUCAUUGGCGGCACGUGGUACGGCGGCGAGAUGAAGAAGGGCAUCUUUUCCAUGAUGAACUACUGGCUGCCGCUCGAUGGUAUCAUGGCCAUGCACUGCUCGGCCAAUAUGGGCAAGAAUGGCGACACGGCGCUGUUCUUUGGUCUAUCGGGCACGGGCAAGACGACGCUGUCGGCUGACCCGCAUCGGUACCUCAUUGGUGAUGACGAGCACGGGUGGGACGAUGAAGGUAUCUUUAAUUUCGAGGGUGGAUGCUACGCAAAGACGAUCAACCUGAGUCGUGAGAACGAGCCGGACAUUUACAACGCUAUUAAGCGCGACGCGCUGCUCGAGAACACGUUCGUGGACGCUGAGACGAAAGAGCCAGACUUUUACAACACGUCCAAGACCGAGAACGGCCGGGUGUCGUACCCCAUCUACCACAUUCCAAACCACGAGCCGACCUCGAGCGGCGGUCACCCGUCGAAUGUGGUCUUUCUGACGUGCGACGCCUAUGGCGUCUUGCCGCCUGUGUCCAAGUUGAGUGACGGCCAGGCGAUGUACCAUUUUCUGUCUGGAUACACCGCCAAGGUUGCCGGCACCGAGCGUGGAGUCACAGAACCCACAGCGACUUUCAGCGCUUGCUUUGGCGCCGCGUUCUUGCCUCUUCACCCGACCAAGUACGCCGACCUGCUGCAGAAGAAGCUGCAGCAACACAAUACCGACGUCUAUCUUGUCAAUACGGGCUGGACGAGCGGAGGUUACGGCGUCGGCAAGCGCAUGAGCAUCAAGGACACGCGUGCAUGCAUUGACGCCAUCUUGGAUGGCUCGAUUAAGCAAUCGGAAUUUGUGGAAGACCCGAACUUUGGUUUCCAAGUGCCGAAGAAACUUGGCAGCAUUUCGGAGAGCGUGUUAAAUCCGCGCAAAGCCUGGAGCGACAAAGCUGCGUACGACGUUGCGGCCAAGAAGCUGGCGGGUAUGUUUAAGGACAACUUUACGAAGUACGUGUCGGCAGACGUCACGGAUUACUCCAAGUUUGGCCCCAAGGUGUAA